Messenger RNA from Cinclus cinclus, 1152 nucleotides. It is a transcript of the gene RRS1, whose product is annotated as ribosome biogenesis regulator 1 homolog. Gene Ontology annotation, biological process: ribosome biogenesis; ribosomal large subunit export from nucleus; endonucleolytic cleavage in ITS1 to separate SSU-rRNA from 5.8S rRNA and LSU-rRNA from tricistronic rRNA transcript (SSU-rRNA, 5.8S rRNA, LSU-rRNA). The record is from RefSeq and is a predicted model, not a curated record. The transcript has a single exon. Bases 1 to 1089 code for a protein of 362 amino acids. Gene Ontology annotation, molecular function: protein binding. Gene Ontology annotation, cellular component: nucleus; preribosome, large subunit precursor; nucleolus. NCBI's taxonomy places the organism in Eukaryota, Metazoa, Chordata, Aves, Passeriformes, Cinclidae.
AUGGCGGCCGUGCGGGUGGAGGCGGUGCUGGCGGCCGCCGAGGAGCAGGAGGCGGAGAAGCGGCGGAGCAUCACGGUGGAAAAGGAACUGGAGCUGGAGUACGACCUGGGCAAUUUGCUAGCGGUGGACCGCAACCCCCCGUCGGCGGCUGCGCUGCGCGGGUCCGGCCCGCGGCGGGAGGCUCUGCUGCGGGCCCUGGCACGCGACAACACGCAGCUGCUCGUGUCCCGGCUCUGGGAGCUGCCGGCCGAGCGCGCCGGCGGCGCCGGGGGCCCGCUGGUGGCGCAGCUGCCCGAGCCCGCAUUCCGCCUGCCGCGGGAGAAACCGCCGCCGAAACCGCGGCCGCCGACGCGCUGGGAGCAGUUCGCGCGGCUGAAAGGCAUCCGCCGCAAGAAGAAAACCUCGCUGGUGUGGGACGAGCAGGCCAAGGAGUGGCGGCGGCGCUGGGGCUACCGGCGGGCGGGCGGAGACCCGUCCCGCGCCUGGCUGGCGGAGGUGCCGGCGGGCGCCGACCCCGAGGAGGACCAGUUCGCCCGGCUGCGGCGGGAGAAGCGGGAGCGGGUGGCGCGCAACGAGCUGAACCGGCUGCGCAACCUGGCCCGAGCCCACCGCGCCGGGAGCGCCGUGCCCGCCGCGCCCCUGCACCCCACCGGCCACCAGGACCGCGACGAGCUGCGCAGGGUCGCCCGCGUCGCCCGCGUCUCCACCGCCUCGCUCGGCCGCUUCCAGCCGCGCCUGCCGAAGGAGUCGGCGGAGCCGCCCUCCCGCAGCGGCGGCAAGAAGCGCCGCUUCGAGCCGCUGCUGGGCAACCUGGCGGCCGAGCGCAGCCGGCAGCUGGAGCUGCUGCGGGACAUGGGCAGCAAGAAGCCGGUGCUCGACAUCACCCGUGCCGUCAACAAGCAGAUGCGGCAGGAGGAAGCCGAGGCGGCCGCAGCCAACAAGGGCAAGAAGCAGUCGAAGCGGGGCAAGCGCGGCCGCCGGCAGCAGCGGCCUGGGCGCAGCGGCAAGAAGAGCGGAGGCCGGCGGCAGCCCCAGCAGCAGAAGCCUGCGGGCGGUGGCACCGGCGGGGGCAGGAGAAAGAAGGCGUGAGGGACAGUGUGUAGCACGGGCUGGGGAUGCCCACCGAGGCGUGGGACGGGACUGUCGCUGCCA